Molecule: messenger RNA, 1018 nt
Organism: Rhincodon typus (whale shark)
Lineage: Eukaryota; Metazoa; Chordata; Chondrichthyes; Orectolobiformes; Rhincodontidae
Product: BAF chromatin remodeling complex subunit BCL7B
Exons: 7
Coding region: 78-740 (220 amino acids)
Source: RefSeq, a predicted model, not a curated record
CCGGCUUGCGGAGCGGGGCCGUGCUUGUCAGGAAAGGAGAUAAAGUUUUAUUAUUCAACAAAAUCGCGGAUGAAAAGAUGUCGGGCCGGUCGGUGAGAGCAGAGACACGCAGCCGAGCCAAAGAUGACAUCAAAAAGGUUAUGGCAGCUAUCGAGAAGGUCCGAAAAUGGGAGAAGAAAUGGGUGACGGUGGGUGAUACAUCAUUGCGGAUCUUCAAGUGGGUACCGGUGACUGACCCUAAAGAGGAUAUCCGAGCUCCCCGAAUGGCUCAAUUGGACAAAUCAAAAUCGAAGAACAGUCUUGAAACAAAAAGUACAAAGGGAGACAAAGGCUUCCAGCUGCUGCCUGUUUCGGAUAAUAGCUCUUCUCCCAUCCUCCUGGAACUGAAUGAUGAGACCAGUAAUCAGAGCUCCUUGUCAGAUGCCUACCAGGUAAAAGUGGACAGCAGUACAAACUCGAGCCCCAGCCCGGAGCAAAGUGAACCUGUCAGCCCAACGCUUCUGUCUGAUUUUAAAGCAGAUGACUCUCAGCCUCCCAUGCUUGGGCAGGAAAGCAUGGAAGAACCUUCCCUUCCUUCCUCAGAAGUAGGAGAUGACCCUCCAAUGCUUACAAAGGAGGAGCUCGUUCCCUUGCAGCCUCAGGUCGUGGAAGAGGAGGAUGAUGAAUAUUCAGGGGCACCGCCACUGAAGAGGGUAUGCACUGGACAGAAUGCUGUGACCCAGCCAGUAACUGAGAGCUAACCCAGAAUCUCAACUUGGCUCUUUGCCAUGGUACAAUCUGACUUGACCAUCACACAACUGACUGACUUUGAAGAAUGAUAUUUAUUUUCUACUUUUAAUGAAUUGUGAUGGUUGUGACUUUGGAGUCUGAUUUAUAAUGUUUCUGUAUUGCAGGAUGAUGUCCCUUUUGUUGGGUGUAGUCCAUGGCUCCACUGGGUCUUCCUAGUUGAAGACACUUUUGUAUUGAUGGUGUCAAAAGCAUAACCUAAUAUAAAGGAUAUGCUCUGCUCGCCUCUGAA